UAAUUUUUGUUGCUCGCAUUUUUUAAGUUUGUAAGUAAAUUUUAUCGAAAUUAAAAUGACUAUUGUGUCGCCAUAUGUGGAAUCUAUGAGAACUCACUUUCAAAACAACAAUCGUAUUAGAGAAUACCAAGCACAUUCUUCUAAAGUACAUUCUAUCAACUGGAGUGCCGACGGUCGACGACUGGCUUCUGGAAGUUACGAUAGAACUGUUUGUCUUUUCGUUCUUGAGCGAGACAGAUUGAGUAAAGAAUACACUUUUAAAGGUCAUGGUGAUAGUGUUGAUCAACUUUGCUGGCAUCCAACAAACCAAGAUCUCCUUGCUACUGCUAGUCUUGACAAAACAGUUAGAAUUUGGGAUGCAAAGUUUCAAAAGUCUAUUGCAACAGUUCAGACUAAAGGAGAGAAUAUCAACAUAUGCUGGUCUCCAAAUGGGCAGACAAUUGCGGUAGGAAACAAAGAAGAUUUGGUUACAUUUAUUGAUGUUAGAACUCACAAAAUAAUUGCUGAUCAACAAUUCAAGUUUGAGGUCAAUGAACUGUCAUGGAAUAAUGAUAAUACUUUUUUUUUCCUCACAAAUGGUCAAGGAUGCAUUUACAUUUUAUCGUACCCUGAUUUGCAGAUUAAGCAAAUACUAAAUGCUCAUCCAGCAAAUUGUAUUUGCAUUGAGUUUGACAAAUCUGGGAAAUAUUUUGCUACCGGUAGUGUAGAUGCACUUGUAAGUUUGUGGGAUGUUGAAACCUUGGUUUGUGUAAGGACAUUCUCACGAUUGGAAUGGCCAGUUCGUACCAUUAGUUUCAGUCAUGACAGUUUAAUGUUGGCAUCUGCAUCUGAAGAUCAUAUUGUAGAUAUUGCUGAUGUUAAAACAGGAGAAAGAUUAGCUGAAGUACCUUGUGAAUCUCCAACAUUCACUGUGGCAUGGCAUCCUAAGAGAUACCUUUUAGCUUUUGCAUGUGAUGAUAAAGAUAAGCACAUGAGAGAAAGAGAUGCUGGCACUGUAAAAUUAUUUGGACUCCCCAAUGAUAUAUCAUAAGGUUUUCUAUUUGGAUUGCAAUAUUUGUUAUACUGAACUCAUCUGUACAUUUCAUUUGUCAUAAGGAGCUUUUUUUAUUAUCAUUAUUAUUGCUGUUUAAUACCACAUCAACGGAUGCAUCAAUUUUGCUCAAAACACGCUACAAAAACUCGAUAUUUUUAGAUAGUUGUUUCAAUAAUUUAAUACAAUGCAAUUAAAAUGGCAGAUUUCAAGAAACUAUUUUAAAAUAAUUUUUAUCUCGGUGACUAACAUGUCUCAUAAGAUAUGUCCGUUACCAAGCCAAAAAAUUAAUAUUUAAAAAAUCAUCGCAUAUUAUAUCGCAUUAUAAAACUCAAGUUUAUGUUCUUUAUAUAAUUCAUCCUAAGAAACAAGGAUAUAACAUUUGAAUUCUUUGUGAGGUGUUUUGUGCAACAAAUGCACUUCCAUCAAAAUGAAAUUGCCUUGCUAUGACAUAUUGAUGUGCUUUUCAAGUUUUAGGACUCUAAGUAUCAUAAGUGCACCUAAGUGUAGUAACAAUAGGAUUUGAUACUUGUAUUCAAUGGCCACUACCAUUAUUUUGUUUAAAACCCAUAGUGCAUUGACUGCGAACUGAAAGAAUUCGUAGUAAAUAAAUUGGGCAAAUCUAGUAAAUUAUGAGUUAUGUGGUACGUCCUGGACUUGACUUUUGUCUGGCAGAUUUGAGUAGAAUGUAGGUUUGAUUAACGGUAUUUGUAUUUACCAAUGAGAAAUCUAAACUGUUUGACAAGUAAAAAAAUAUUUAUUUUUAAUGUUACAUUUCUUUUAUAUGGUAGUCAACUCUCUCAGUUCCGCUGAUCUGAAACGCACAAUAGCCUAACAUCCAUUCAAAAUAUGAGAUUUAAGGCAGGCUUAAUUUAAACAAAAGCUCACAGGAGCUCAGCUCUUGCCCUUCUUUUCAAUUUUAUGGGAAUUUUUGCAUAUUAGACGAAAGUUAAAACUAUUUAUGUAGGAAAAUAGGUUCUGAAGAAUAUAGAGCUCCUCUACACUACUUUUGUCAGAAAUUAAACCCAGGAUGUCGCCACCUCAGAGCAGCGGUAAAACAUCGAAUACCAGGAAUUACACUAAGAUAGCUUACUAAUGCUUUGAAGAGACUAUGUAAUUAGUAAUAUACAGGGUGUUCCGUUUUAACCUGCAAGACCUUUAUUUUCGCAACCGUUAGUCCUAAAUCUAUACUUUCAAUUGCAAAAAAUGGUCAGAGGCAGAGUUAAGAUAUUGUAAGUGUGAAUCAAAAAUAAAAAUGAGCCAAAAAAUACAAUAUUUAACUUUUUAUACGAGCCCCAGGUCCUCUAACUAAUAAUUAGAAAAAUAAUCUCCAUUGAAAACUAUUACUGACACAAAAAGCAUGACAUUUGUACGACCAAAACUCAAGGAGAUAUUCGAGUUUAAAGUUUUAAAAAGGGACCAUACAAAAGAUAAGAUUGGAAAUUAUCGCCCUUUCAUAGGAAUGUCAGGUUAUCGAAGUAAAUAAAAUAAGUAUCUAUAUUUUUCAUUAAUAUUCCAAAAUAAAUGCAAAUGUUAUGUCAUGAUACGCAAAAGCACACUGCAAAACCUUGAACAAUUUGAAAAAACACACUAUAUGCACGCAUAUAAUUUUAAACCCUUGUUAACUGCUGUAUUUUCCCCCAAAAGGUGUUAUUGAUGGCAAGUGUAAAGUGGUGUAAUUCACAAAACAUUGCGUUUCAUAGCUCGGUGAAUAUUGGUCAUACUAAUGUUGAACUUUUUCUGUUGGAAUGAUUUUUCAAUGGAGAAAAUUUCCCUAAAUAUAAGUAAGGGGACUUGGGGCCCAUAUAAAAAGUUACAUUUUGUAUUUGUUGAUUUAUUUUUACUUCAAACUUUCAAUAUCUUAACUCUGCAUCUGAUUUGGAAAAUUUUUGCUAUUGGAAGUAUACAUCUAGGACUAACGGUUGCGAAAAUUAAGGUCUUGCAGGUUGAAACGGAGUACCCUGUAUUUAAUUGAAUGCUUUAUUCAGGGAGUUUAGGAUAGAAAUAACAUUAUGAGUAUCAAAUAUCGAAAUAACUUUUUUAUUUUUAAGAUUCAAUUUGUGUCAAUAUAAUUUGAAUUAAAAAUCCAUGAUUUUCUUUUGCUAUACCCAACUGACAGAUUCCACUCUUAUAAAUCUGUCAUGGACACCGACUCUUUAUAUUUGCUAUAGUUCUGUUGCUAGGCAAUGGCUGUAGGUUGUUUGAUUAUUUUAAUUUCGAUUUUCAAAGGAGACCACUUGAUCAAACUUAAUGAUUCUAUACUCUCACUUCACUCGAAGUCUGAACUUGACCUAAAUUUAUAACUGAAGCACCGACCAUUAAACAGUUGUUAGAGCCAAAAUUUAAAUUUCAGAGACAAUAUUACAAAUUGUAGGGGAAAAUCUGUUUUUGGGAAAAAAUGGCAAUAGAAGCCCUGUUAGUUGCUGCUAUACAACAUAAUUUUUAAAAACAUUCAAUGAAAGCCUACCUAUGGUUUGAACUUUUUACUCAAAACUUUUAAAAAAUUGGUUACAUCCCUUUGCUUUACUCCAUCUCAAUUUAGAUUCUCUCUGAUAUGUCUAGAUUCUAGAACUAUAUAACAUAAAAAAUAAAAACUUUGAGUCCGUUGCAAAAACCAUAAGCAAACAAGAAUUGUUUGAAAAUUAAAAAUAAACAAAAGACAUGACUCAAAAUAUGUAUAAAAUUUGCUUUAUUUAUUAGCUAUAUAUUUCUUUCAUACAUUAGUUUUAUUUAUUUAUUUGAAAGUUCCUGUUUGAUUUGAAAGUUCCUGUUUGAUUCCAAACACGCGAACAAAUCAAUGACAAUUUUUGAAAUCUGCAAAAUUCUAAAAUCUGCAAAUUGCCUGGUUGCAAAUUAUAUGGGUUAGAGAGACUUGACUGUAUAGCUUAAAUCUUUUACUUCAUUAUAUUAUCAUCAUUCUUCAGUUAGAUUUUUAUGCAUACUAUUAUUAUUUUGCAUGAUUUGAACAAUUUGGUGUGAUUAAAUUUGACUAGCUUCUUUUACCUAAAAGCAGAAAGCAAUAUCCAUAUCCUAAUUAGGACCAGGCAUUACAAAAAUGUAUUGAAGUCGGUUUUGCUGGUACACUUGAGUUGCUCCUGACAUAUCUUGUGUAUUUUUUGAAGUAUUAUUUUGAAAUAUGUUUUUAUGCUGUAAUUAAGGAGAAAUUUAAACUGACAUUGAAGUGUAUUUAUACUAUUUUUUUUCCUCCUGAAAGUUAAAAAAAAAUAUGCAUUAUGUAUUAAAGAGGAGUGCUGAGGAGGAACAUUGGCCAUCAUUAAAAGCAAUUUUAAAAAAGAAAGAAAAUAAGAGAAAAAAAAAUACUAUGCUGCCUCCUAUUUGUCGAAUCAAUUAAAAUGUUCCAAAAUAAUAAUAAAAAAAAUUUUUUGGAAGUCACAAUGACUUUUAGUGACUUCCCAUGUCGGCGACCUGGGGGCAAUUUCUUUAGUUCGCCAGGGGCGCAGACCCCAUAGUUACGCUACUGCCUGCCAGAUCCAUAUAUAUUUAGCUUUGUCUAAGGAGUUAAACAUAGAGUUGAAUAUGGUCCUGCCAUCCAAAGCAGAGUUUAAUUUCAAACAAGAGCAGUGAGGGAUCCCUAAUCUUCAGAACUUAUUUUCCAUACUUGAGUAGUCUGAAUUACGUCUAAUAUGCAAAAAUUUCCAUAACAUUGAAAACAAGUACAGAAGCUGAGCUCUUGUUGGCUCCCAUGCUCAUGCAAAUUAAACUCUGAUUUGGAAGAUUAAUAUUCCAUAUUUUAAACAACCUUGAAGAUAGUUUUUCUGUAAUUUCAUAUUCGCUAAGUGAUGUUCUGUAUCAUAUGGUUAUUUAUUGCCAAAAUUUUGUAGUGUAUCUAAAUGUACUGUUUAUUUUUUACAAUUGUUCCCCCCCCCCCCAAUCUUAAUUUUAAAAAUGUGAGUAUUAUUUUAUGUAUUUUUUUUUUUUUUUUUUUUUUUAAACUUAACUAUGCAAAAUUUUAAUCUCAAAUGUGAUAAGUUUGAGGCUAAAAAUUUGAAUGCUAUUUCACACGUUCAGCUUUGAGAAAUAUUUAUUUUUUGACUUAUUUCCCAUCCUUUAUUGUUCAAGCAUAAUUGAGGCAAUGAGAAGCAAAGGGAUGUAAGUGGACAUUUUCAAGUUUUGAGUAAAAUGCGUUAAAAGAUAACAUUACAGGUAGGCUUUCAUUGAAUUUUUUUUAUAAACCAUGCUAUACAGCAACACCUACCAGGGCCACUAGUUCUACCUCUUGCCCCAAGACAGAGGAGAGGUUCUCCUACUAUUUGUACUGAUUACCUCCAAAUUUUUAAUUUUGCCACUUAUAUCCCUUUGUUUUUCACUGCCUCAAUUUUAAAAUUCUUACUUAUACUUUUUUGUGUGUGUGUGUGUUCCUCCUCUGACAUGAAUGCAAGUUUCCUAAAAGAGGUUUCGUAGUUCUUCUCUUGUUCAAACACCUAUAUCGGUGAAAUGUCAUCAAAAGGAAAUUUCUCUCUUACCAUUCCACGGGUAUACAAAGAAUAAAGCCCAUUUGCAAAUGAAAUUUGACUGCUCCCUUUACUUUUUCAUCAACAUCUUUUCUCUAGCUGUUUUUUGCAUGCAAACUUGUGUUGGGAGGGGGGGGGGAGAAUUAAUCAUACUAGAUUAAAAUGGAAACUAUGUUUAUUUUGUGACUAAUGAUUUCCAUGAUCCUUGUGAAAAUCAGUAACAUUUCAUUUUCUCAUAUUGAAAUUCUGAAAAGUACUUUAAAACUGAUAAAACACUGAAAUUUUAUAGUAAUAUCAAACAUAUUAAGAUUCAUUCUUGACCAAAACCAGUGGAAAAGUGUGUGUGUGUGUGUGUGUGUGUUUUUUUUUUUUUUUUACUUUCUUUUUUUUUUUUUUUUUAAUUUUUAUUUUGCACUAAAAAUAUGAGAAAAUAUUUCAACUGUGUUAAUCCCACCUCCGUUUUUUAGGGAAUUUGUGUUGGUUGUUUAAUGUUUCAUUUUUUUUAUUUUACAAUUUUUCAUUUGAAGAACAUUUGAAUGAUUUUCAAGAGAUUUUGAAAGUAUACAUUGUAUUUGAACUGAAUUUUACUAUUUGCAAUUUACUUUGUAUGCAAAUUAAAGUUGUGUAUUCAUUCAAGCAUGUCAAAUUUUAUUGAACUAAACUCAAGCUUUAUGGGAAAUAGCUGUAUUUGCAAUUUUAACAGUACAAUUUUUUAUAUACUGUAACAAUGUAUUUAGUGGCAUCUGAAUUGGAGAUAAGUAACAUUUUUGAAAACAUUAAAUUUAUUAAAGUUAAAUGUGCAAUUACUGUUUUUUCUAUAAUUUAUUUCAAAAAUUACAUUUUAUAUGUUAUUUUAUUGA
Molecule: messenger RNA, 6362 nt
Organism: Uloborus diversus
Lineage: Eukaryota; Metazoa; Arthropoda; Arachnida; Araneae; Uloboridae
Gene: tex
Product: THO complex subunit 3-like
Exons: 6
Coding region: 56-1030 (324 amino acids)
Biological process (GO): mRNA export from nucleus
Cellular component (GO): THO complex part of transcription export complex
Molecular function (GO): protein binding
Source: RefSeq, a predicted model, not a curated record